GAUACCGCUGGUAUCGAUGCCAGUAUCGCCCAUCCCUAGUGUUUGGCCCGUUUGGCCUUAAGAUAAAUGUUGAUCCAUCUCGCCAGCUAUAUAAUUUUAUUUUUUGUUUCAUUCUAUUUUAAAAUAACAAACAACGAAAUGGAGACAAGAAUAAAGAAGAAGGGACGAAGCUAUCAGCUUUCAUCAGAACGUAAGAGUAACGUUUAUGCAGAGAUUGAAAGAUCAGGCAUAUCAAAUUCUCCUUUAUGCCCACGAAUUUUGCAGAAAAAGUCUGUAGAAUCGGGAUUCACAAUAGCUGCAAAAAUACCUCAGUUAAUGAACGAGACAUCAUUAAGAGCAACGCCGAGUACAAACAAUUUGCGAACUCUGAAAAGCAUGACCAAAUCUAUAAAUUUGUUUGUCGCCGAUAACACGCUCAAUACCUGCGUUCCUAAUUAUUUGAAUGAAACGAACUCGGAUUUUUUUGUCAUUGGAAUCAUUGGUGUGCAAGGCACUGGAAAAUCAACUAUUUUAAAUAUGCUGGCUGCUUCGAAAGAUAAAAACGGUUCUAUUGAUUCUACUAUAUUUGACGCAAGCGAAAAUGUAUUUCCCAUCAAUAAGGUUUUCGAAACAAGAGAAAAUAUUGAAUUCGAUGAAUUUAAAAUGUACAUAACUCAUGACAGAGUAAUUUUAUUGGACAGCGCACCAGUACUUAUGAAUAAACAAAAGGCAGAUUUUAUAGGGAGUGAAUUAGAAGAUAUUAAAAAAAUAAGUCUUUUGUUGAAUAUUUGCCAUGUGUUGAUAGUGUUGCAAGACGAAUAUCAUAAUUUAAACUUUAACAGAUUAUUUAUGCACGCAAUGAUUCAACAGCAUCAGAAGAUGAUCUUCUCACCAGAAGUCUUGUUUUUGAGAAAUAAAUGGAAACAAUAUUCUGAAAAUCAUAAGUGGGCACCACAUGAUGAGAUACUACAGUUUUUUUGCCGUAGAACCAAAAAGGAUGCCAAUAAUCAAAUUAAUAUUACAUAUUUCCCAUAUCUUACUGCGAGUGAUCCCAGAACUUUAAAUAAUAUAUUGGAGUUGCGACAACGGGUGUUUUCAAAAAUGAUACAUUCAUGUUUCAAAAACCAAGAGAUUUUGACGGAAAAAUCUUGGUAUCAAAUAGUUGUGAAUAUAGUAGAAAAACGUCGUAAUAAUUACUUCCUUAAAAAGUAUGACAAUCUGAAAGAAAAAUAUAAUUUGCACAACCACGUGAAUGUAGUAGAAAACGCUACCAAAGACAAAAAAAAGACGUCCCACAGACUUGCUGACAGCAGAUAGUAAACUAUUUUGAAAUUUUCUACUAAUGCUUCUCUUGCUAUUUGCAGAAGGUUCGCCUUAUCUCCAACUACAGAUCACUAAAUUAAGUGAACCUCAGCACCCACCUCUUCAAAACGCUAUUUGCCGUUUGUUGUUGAAAAUCAAACAUACAGAGACACUUUCACUGUUAAUGAAUUGUGGAUUAACCACGAUAUCAAGAAUUAAAACUAAUUGCAAAUUGCUUUAUUCCUCUGAGUUAGUGCAGAUCUACCCGGAAAAAAGAAACGACAUUGCGUAAUUUUAUGACGCAAGUAAGAAAGAGAUGCCAGAUAGUUGCUUACGAACUAGGCCCAUGCGGCGGUGUGCUAAAACUGGCAAAUUUUACAUUGCGCUUCAGGCAGCACGCCAGGUUAUUAUGCUUUUAGUUGAAAACUGGAGUUGUCAACCAGCGACAAUCGAAUUUUUUCUCAUGCCGUACAUUAUAAAUACCUAACAUCGGAAGUAGUGCGCUGUAUAGCGCAAUUAAUUUGCUAUGCAGCGCACUAUUUUCGACGUUAAGUAUAAUGUACGGUAUGUGAGAAAAAUCGAAUGUCGCUAGUCGAAAAAUUUCGACUUUCUACUGGGGCGACAAUAAUAAUGGAAACAUUUGUUUUAACUUUCACACAUUUGAUUUAACUAUCUCGUACAGGGUAGCCAACGCUAAGAGGAAGUGCUAGACAUGUCAUCAUACGCACUCAUACGUCUUGUUAGUUGAGAUCGUAGUUUGAAUAAAGAUAUUGUUAACCCGAACAACUCUUGUAUUUCAUAAAACUUUAACAUGGUUUCAAAAAUAGUCGUGUGCUUCUAGUUUCUUUCCAGCGUCAUCGAAUGAAAUCGCGGUGAACUGGUUUUGGUAACCCAUCUUUUUGUUUUUCCUUUAACCAAUGAUUUACUUAUUCAAAUGGAUUGGAAAAAUGUUCUUGUAGCAUCAGUCUAAUAUAUUCACUUAAUUGAUGCAAAGCAUGACCACACUAAAUCAGCAACAUCGACUGCAACAGCAAGCGGGAUCGGCAACAGCUUCGGUUUCUCAGUCAUUAGCAUUAUCGUUGGAAGGAGAUAUGACAGGCAGCUUUGACUUUUUCGGAAGAAAUUGGCGAAAAUAUAUGAGUGUCAUAGAAAUGGACAAAUGACCACCGGCAGACAUUCCUAGAAAAGUGAGUGUGUCGCCUUCGGUCGAAAGCCAUUGUGUUCAAUGCAUAAAUUUGUUGUGACAUAUUACUGUAGAAAUAUAAGUGGAAUUUGUAGUGAAGUAGAA
Molecule: messenger RNA, 2569 nt
Organism: Wyeomyia smithii (pitcher-plant mosquito)
Lineage: Eukaryota; Metazoa; Arthropoda; Insecta; Diptera; Culicidae
Exons: 7
Coding region: 67-1296 (409 amino acids)
Biological process (GO): nuclear-transcribed mRNA catabolic process, nonsense-mediated decay
Source: RefSeq, a predicted model, not a curated record